AUGUAUACCCUGACACGAACAGCCAGUCGACUCGGUCGAGGGUUCGCUACUCACGCCAGCAGUCCAACCAAGGACUGCUCAACCAUAACUCCGCCCUAUUCUACUCUCCUGAAGAAACUGGAAGAUGUUAGAAACAUCCUAGGUCGAGACAGGAAGUUGACUCUGGCAGAAAAGAUCUUAUAUGCGCACUUGCACGAACCUCAUGUCGACUUGGAGCGAGGAAAGAAGAUUAGAGGGGAGGCGUAUCUGAGACUGAAACCUCAGCGUGUAGCAAUGCAAGAUGCUUCUGCACAAAUGGCAUUGCUCCAAUUCAUGACUUGUGGCCUUCCCAAAACAGCUGUCCCUUCGUCUAUCCAUUGCGACCAUCUCAUUCAGGCCGCAGAGGGUGCAGAAUCUGAUCUUAAGAGGUCAAUUGUAACUAAUCAAGAAGUGUUUGACUUUUUGGAGAGUGCGGCAAAGAAGUAUGGGAUCGAGUUUUGGAAGCCCGGGUCAGGUAUUAUCCACCAAAUAGUACUCGAGAACUAUGCUGCUCCAGGAAUGUUAAUGCUUGGAACUGACUCUCAUACUCCGAAUGCCGGUGGCCUUGGAACAGUAGCUAUUGGUGUGGGAGGAGCAGACGCAGUUGAUGCUAUGACCAAUACUCCUUGGGAACUCAAAGCACCUCUUGUUACGGGUAUCCACCUCACGGGCAAGAUGGGCGAAUGGUCAACCCCGAAAGAUUUGAUCCUUCAUCUUGCUGGAAAACUCACCGUUCGGGGCGGGACCGGUCGUAUUUUGGAAUACUUUGGCUCUGGCGUUCACGCGCAAUCAUGCACCGGCUUGGCUACAACCGCAAACAUGGGCGCGGAGGUUGGCGCGACUACAACUGUGUUCCCAUAUACCGACAGCAUGCGCGCAUAUCUGCACGCGACUGGUCGAGGACCAGUAGCAAACGCAGCUGAUCAAGCGGCACAGGCCGGCUACCUGGCAGCCGAUGAAGGAGCUGAGUACGACGAUGUAAUUGAAAUUAAUUUGUCUAAGCUGGAACCGACGAUCAAUGGGCCGUUUACCCCAGACCUUGCUACACCUCUUUCGCAGUUCGGAGCAUUCGUAAAGAAAAAUGGGUGGAAGGAUGAAUUAAGUGCUGGCCUUAUUGGGUCAUGCACAAACAGCUCUUACGAGGAUAUGUCCAGGGUAACGUCUAUUGCUAGGCAAGCAAAGGCAGCGGGCCUCAAGGCAGCGGUCCCAUUUCUAUGUACCCCCGGGUCUGAGCAAAUUCGAGCGACAAUCGAGCGGGAUGGGUUAACUGAAUCCCUGCAGGGUAUUGGGGCAACUGUGCUUGCGAACGCAUGUGGACCAUGUAUUGGUCAAUGGAAGCGUGAAGAUAAGAAGGGGGAAGAAAACGCAAUCUUAACCUCAUUCAAUCGUAAUUUCAAGGCGCGCAACGAUGCAAAUAGCCUGACUAUGAACUUCCUCGCUUCACCAGAGAUAGUUACAGCGAUCAGCAUCAGUGGGAAGCUAUCAUUCAAUCCUAUGAUCGACAGCAUCACUACGCCCAGCGGUGAACAAUUCAAGUUUUCUCCUCCAGCCGGAGAUACCCUGCCCAAGGCGGGAUUCACACCUGGUGACUUAGCGUAUACGCCUAAGCCCAAUCCAGAACCCCUGCCCGAGACUGAGGUCGUGAUCAACGAGACAUCAUCUCGACUCCAAGUUUUGAAACCUUUCGACUCUCCUUUCGCAGGUCAGUCUGAGAAAGAGCUAAAAGACAUGGUUUGUUUGAUGCGCGUGCGAGGCAAAUGCACUACCGACCAUAUUUCCGCUGCGGGACCUUGGUUGAAGUACAAGGGGCAUCUAGAAAACAUAUCAGAAAAUCUUUUAAUAACUGCCGUAAACGAUGAAGGAGGAGAUGUCAACGUUGCUUUUGAUUGGGCACAUCCACCCAAGGAUGCUUCGCAUAGGGAUACGAUCCCUGGUGUGGCUAAAAGGCUAAAGGCCCGGAAUCAGCCAUGGUGCUUGGUUGUGGACGAUAACUACGGCGAAGGAAGCGCGCGGGAGCAUGCAGCCCUUCAGCCUAGGUUCUACGGAUGUUCAAUGAUCGUCGCGCGGUCCUUUGCUCGUAUCCACGAGACUAACCUUAAAAAACAAGGCGUGCUGCCGUUGUGGUUUGCUGACAAGGCGGAUUAUGGUAAAAUCCAGUCAGGGGAUCGAGUCGAGACGAUCGGGUUAGCUCAGGUUAUCGCAGGACAACAGGAUGUUCAGGUUGUCCUCCGUAUUUCCCCACGUAACGGAGAUGCAUCUUUCGACAUCGCUACCAAGCAUACAAUGUCUACGGACCAAUUGAAAUGGCUUCAGGCAGGGUCGGCAUUAAACUAUAUCCGUGAUUCGCGUGCCUCUGCGUAA
Messenger RNA from Rhizoctonia solani, 2379 nucleotides. Its product is annotated as aconitate hydratase. The transcript has 15 exons. Gene Ontology annotation, molecular function: 4 iron, 4 sulfur cluster binding; aconitate hydratase activity. Gene Ontology annotation, biological process: tricarboxylic acid cycle. The record is from RefSeq and is a predicted model, not a curated record. NCBI's taxonomy places the organism in Eukaryota, Fungi, Basidiomycota, Agaricomycetes, Cantharellales, Ceratobasidiaceae. Bases 1 to 2379 code for a protein of 792 amino acids. Gene Ontology annotation, cellular component: mitochondrion; cytosol.